Owenia fusiformis is the source of this 2618-nucleotide messenger RNA. Lineage: Eukaryota; Metazoa; Annelida; Polychaeta; Sabellida; Oweniidae. The record is from the annotation of a GenBank genome assembly.
AUUUUAAUAUCUUUGAUAUAAACUGACAAUCGUUGAUUUUGGCACAACUUUUGAAAACACGUGUCGAGAACCACAUACGUAAGUGCACACAUGGGUUUGAUAGGAAUUGAGGAAUUGAGAAGAGCAGAAACAAGAUGAAAGCCUAUGAUUACCUUGUUGAGUGUGGUAAUUCAGAUAAAGAGGGUAGAAGGGAGAAGUUGUAUGGCAACAGAGAGCAGUGAAACCCUGAUAAGAUACAAGUCACUGUUAAAAUCUACUUGGGCAGAGAAGACAUUAUCAGGUCAGCCUUGAAUGGGACAGUAACUGUUAGCUGGACAAUGGUCAUUGAUAAUAUAACCUGAGAGGAUUUCAACUGAACAAUAUUCAAAGACUUGGCAUUGUAAACAUCUUUAACAGUAUACAAAUGGAACAAAAAGGGUAGACAUUUUCUUAAAAUAAUCAUAAAUAAAAGAUUUUGGAAGAAGUUAUUGAAAUUGUGUCAUUACCAACUAUUAAUCUUUACAAUGUGUAUAUAUGAAGGUUUGGCGAAAAGUAUUGAGAAGCGAUAAGGCCUAAGUUCAGAGAUACUGCUCACGAGACAAUAUAUUAUAAGAAAUACAUUUUGGAGCAAAUAUGGAUAUUACACAACUAAAAACAGCAACCAUGUCAGUGCCGGGGACUUUACUACUACUUCCUUUGUUAUUCUCUUCUUCCACGAGUUCAACCAGAAACAACUUAGAAAUUCAAAGGAUUCCUAAUUUUACCAUUGUUGAAAAUCUGAACUUUACUCAUUUGGGCCUAAUGGAGGUUCAAACUAAUUUCACUGACAUUAGAAAGGCAAUCAAGGAAGCAAGGAGUAAAAAAUCAGAUAAUUGGGGAAUUGACACUAAAAACAUAAUCGCCUCUGUUAUUAAAGCACUCAACAUAACAACAGAAGACCUCAUUUCGGAGAUCUUUAAUAACACUAUUUUACGAAUUCCUGAAAUUAUCACUGAAAUAAAUAAGACGAUCAUAGACACUCAAGAUGAUUGCCCCAAGGUGUGUAAAUGCGGUUUUGAUAAUACCACAAAUAUGUUUCUUACCAACUGCAGUCAUCAGAAUCUCACAACCCUUCCAGAGGUGUUGCCAAUUGAGACGCAAUAUUUAGACAUCAGCAAGAACUACUUGAUAGUUUUAAAUAAAUCUACUCUGUAUCCACUGAUCGACCUACAAGUGAUGGACACCAGGGGGAACUACUAUCUAGAGAGAUUGCCCAUAAUCAGACUACGUGGUUUCUUCAGACAGAACAUCACCAAAAUCUACACAGAUUUUGGGAAAACUUGCUGUAUGUUUGAAAUAGAAUGGGAACUAGAUUCAGGCCCAGCAGUGCGCAGUCAAGCCCGUGAUGCCUGCCAGGCAGAUAUACCUUACACAGAGUGUUCACAGAGCCUUUUGACAAUGGAUGGCUUCAUCAUCUACCUUAUCAUUGUUAUCCUUAGUCCUAUCCUCAAUGGAUGGGUUUUGCUAGUGACAUUUGGAUUGAAGAAACGACGGACUAAGCCUACCACACUACUAGACGGCCACUUUGCUAUUGCAAACCUCCUCACAACAUUAUACAGUGCAGUAAUUCUGGUACAUGGAGUGAAAUACUACAACAGAUAUCAUUACGCCAUGGAAGAGUGGCUUCAUAGUGUUGGCUGCUCUGUGAUUGGUUACUUCUUCAUUGUUGCGACACUGAUGUCAACAUUUCUUUAUAUGAUUGACAUUGUCGAAGCAUAUGCUAAAAUUUCAAACCCAAUGCGAGAAUGGAAACAUUUAAAUUUAAAAACGACUUAUAUUAUACUAGCUGUAUUCUGGAGUCUGUCAUUAUUAGUUGCUGCUGUACCCCUAAUGGAGGGGAAAACAAGCUACAGUAGGGUGGGACUCUGUCUCCCUUUCUAUGCAGGGGAUUACAAAAAAGGAUUUGAGUUUAUCAUGCUCUACACAGCUGUCAUUAGUAGUGUCUUCCUAGUAACCAAUGUUCUACUUAUUCUAUUAUUGUGUUCGGUUAUCAAAGGAUCAAAGACAAUGACAGAGACGAUUAAAAAAGAGAAUACAAGACUGAUUAGAUUCAUUGCUGUCAUCAUAUUCAUAUAUACUGUUUUUUGGACAUUCAAUUUAGUGUUCCUUUUUAUGAGUUGCAUCGGAGGACAAAUUGGAUUCACAGGAAGGAAUAUAUUCUCUAGGACAAUUGUUUUAGAAGCUGUUGUAAACCCGCUAAUCGCAAGUUUCAGGAAAAAAGGCUUUAGGAGAGACUCACGAUUAUUGUUCAAAUACUGGUCCCGAAGCUGCUGUAACUCGCUGUACAACAGUGAAAUUUAUGGCAAAUAUGCCCGCAGGAACUCUAGAGCAGCUGCUAUGAGAUCAAUGAGCUUUACAAGUGUUCGAGAUAACAUAAACAGAGAAUCAAACUUCGAAACUACUGACAUUACAACAGUUGAUCAAGUGGCACCAAUCACAACAUCAAUUCCAGUAACUUUACAAAGUAUCAACAGUACAAGAUCAACAAAAGUUCAUUUUAUAUGUGACGACUGUAAUUGCCCUGUGAAGUAUGAAUUAGUAGACACUAAUAACAAGAAAGAGGAAUCUUUAACCUCAGAUGAUGCAGUUUCAUCAGAAAC